This is a messenger RNA of Maudiozyma saulgeensis, 1404 nucleotides long. NCBI's taxonomy places the organism in Eukaryota, Fungi, Ascomycota, Saccharomycetes, Saccharomycetales, Saccharomycetaceae. The record is from the annotation of a GenBank genome assembly.
AUGAAGAUAUUACAGUUUAACCAGGAUGCUAGUUGUUGUGUAAUAUCACCAUCUGACGACACAGUAAACAUCUAUAAUUGUGACCCAUUUGGCAAAUGUUUCGAAUUCAAUACAAGACAGGAUAACAGUAAUAAUACCGAAAAUACCAGUGGGGAUAGCAAUUCCAAUAAUAUGAUGCUCGGUGGAACAGAAGAUGAUGAAGGGAAUUCGAUUGACAAAGUAAGACAGAAUAAUACUAAACAGGCAGUUACUGACGAUGACGGAUUUGUGGUCGAAAUGUUGUUUUCCACUAGUCUGGUGGCUAUUUGUGAUAGAAACCAGGGCCCCAUAAAAAGCAAAAGAUUAAAAAUUGUUAACACUAAACGCAAGACUAUAAUAUGUGAGCUUGUAUUUCCUCAUGAAAUCGUAGAUGUUGCGAUGAAUAGAAAGAGAAUGUGCAUUUUAUUAGAAAAUGAACAAAUAUUUAUUUAUGAUAUAUCCUGCAUGAAACCACUAGAGACAAUUGACCUAUGGGAAACUCCAAAGGUAGACUCGACAAAUGAUACAGCUAACUCCGCAGAGGCCUCACAACGUGCCAAUGCACACCUUCAAAGGAGUGAAUUUUCAAGAAAGAGGAGAAAUUCUUUAACCAGUAAAAUUCGUCCUCGAAUUGUCUUGAGUAAUGACGAUAGAAGUAUAUUAUGUUAUACUUCUUUCAGUAUGUCGAAUAGUAAACCUGGAUCCUAUUUAAUAAAGGAUAUAGUAGUAUAUGAUGCAUUGAAUGUGAAACCGAUAAAUUAUAUCAAUAAUGUACAUAAAGGAAAUAUAUCAUGUCUAGCUAUAAACCAUGACGGGAAACUUAUAGCUACAGCUUCAGAAAAGGGCACUAUAGUGAGAGUAUUUAGUACAGGCGUCGACAUGACUUUCACAUCAAAUAAACAACUUCAAUACGAAUUCAGAAGAGGUACCAGACCUUCAAACAUAUAUCAACUAAUAUUCAAUAAGACAUCAACAUUAGUGGGAUGUGUUGGUGAUACCGAUACAAUUCAUUUGUUCUCAUUAACACAACCGAAUGUGGAUGGUUAUCUACCAGUCCUAGAAAAUGGUAAUUCAACACACAUAGAACAAGAAAAUAAUGAAGUAAGUACAUCAAGCCUUUCAUCAGGUUUGAAAAACUCAGCAGAAAGACCAAAACAGUUUGCCAGCUUCUUGUCGAAAAAGAUUAAAGCUUCCAUAUCUAAUCAAAGCAUUAGUCGCGAUUUUGCUCAUAUUAAUGUAAAAGAAAACACAAAACACUGUAUCGGAUUUCCAAAUGAAUAUCCUAAGGAGGUAUAUGUUAUAGGGAAUGAUGGUAUGUUUUUAAUAUAUGCAAUCCCUUCAAGUCCUGGUGAAUGUAUACUAUCUAAGUCUAGCACAUUUGUAUGA